This is a messenger RNA of Selaginella moellendorffii, 2109 nucleotides long. Its product is annotated as pentatricopeptide repeat-containing protein At4g02750-like. The record is from RefSeq and is a predicted model, not a curated record. Gene Ontology annotation, molecular function: RNA binding; protein binding. Gene Ontology annotation, biological process: RNA modification. The transcript is spliced from 3 exons. The coding region runs from base 1 to 2109 and encodes 702 amino acids. Lineage: Eukaryota; Viridiplantae; Streptophyta; Lycopodiopsida; Selaginellales; Selaginellaceae.
AUGACCGAGCUCACUGGGUAUGGAACCAUCGAAAUUGUUGAAAGCCAUGUUCAAGUUCCUCAGAGCAACCAGUCCGCUGGAAUGUCGCCGCUGAGGUUGUUGCAGGACACGUCUAUGGAGGUCGUUGACUCGAAGAUGUCUCCUGCAACUCGGAACGAGCCCUUCCAAUCUAUGAGCACCGCUGCAGCUUACCAAUUAAUUGGGCCAUGGAAACGCAUCCUGCUUCCACGGAUCCCGAAGUGUCGAAUACCUGAGCAGUCUUCUGGAUACGAUGUUCAGGUUGAAUCCAGGAAUAUUUUUCUUGCAAGUCCCUCCACUGCCGAGCAUGUCGAAGCCCAGAUUUUGUCUCUUGGAAACUCCACAUUCCUGCGCAAUGUGCUCGUCCAAAUGCACGGGAACUGCGGGAAUACAUGCCGUGCACGUCAGCUGUUCGAUUCCACGCCCCAGAAAGACAGCUACUCGUGGAAUUUCAUGCUCAGGGCAUAUGCCCGGAACGGGCAUGUGGACGAGGCAAAGUCGCUCUUUGAUUCCAUGCCAGAAUGGGAUCUCGUCUCGUCCACAAUCAUGCUCAAAGUAUUUGCAGAUACCGAGAACAUUGAACUUGCCGAGGAUAUUUUUAACUCCAUGCAGGUCAAAGACCCCAUUUCAUACAAUGUCAUGAUAUCUGCAUAUGCCGAAGUUGGGCAAAUUGGCAGAGCAAAGACACUGUUUAAUGUCAUGCCUUUUCGGAAUGCUGCUUCAUGGACCACAAUCCUCAUCGUGUACUGUCGCAACUUUAGCGUUGAUGAUUCUAAAACGCUGUUUGAAUCUAUGCCCAGGCCGGAUCUUAUCGCAUGGAAUGCCAUGCUCUCAGUAUAUGCCGCAGCCGGGAAUUUACUCUCUACGAAAGCUCUGUUUGAUAGGAUGCCAGCGUGGGAUCUUGCAUCGUUUACGCUACACUUGUCCGUACUCAUCCAAGCCAAGGAUCGGGAUCGGGCGGAGAAAUGGUAUCGAUCUCUACCGGAGUACGACAUUGUGUCUUGCACGGCAAUGCUGGAAGCAUAUGCCCAGAAUGGGCAUCUGGAAGAUUCUAAGAAUUUGUUUGACAGUAUGCCGCACCGGAGUAUGGUGUCGUGGGCAGCCAUGCUAGAGGCAUAUGCCGUACAUGGGAAAAUUGCAGAGGCUAGAUGCUUGUUUGGAGACAUGAGGGAAUGCGAUCUCUUCUCUGUGGCGACAAUGAUCUCUGCCUUCUCGAGGAGUGGCGAUGUGGGAUCGGCCAAGCAUCUGUUUGAUGCAAUGCCGGAUCACGACCAGGUUUCCUGGAACGCAAUUCUGAAUGCUUACGCUCACAAUGGCCUCUGUGAUGGAGCGAAGGAAGUAUUUGAUCGGAUGCCGCGGCGCGACCUGAUCUCCUGGACCGGGAUGAUAGGCUGUUAUGCCCAAACUGGGCAUCUGGAAGAUGCUAGGGGCGUGUUUCUUGGAAUGCCGUUCAGGGAUUUGAUCUGCUGGAACAUUAUGCUUCUUGCAUACUCUCAAAUGCAAAGUCUUGUCGAGACUCAUGAACUCUUUAACAGCAUGCCAGAUGCAAACCAGGUGUCUUGGAACAUCCUCCUCUCCGCAUAUGCCCAGAGAGGGCAUACUGCGAAAUCAACUUCGCUCUUUCACCGCAUUCCAGACCGAAACCUCGUCUCCUGGAACACGAUGCUGUCCAUGCACGCACACGAUUUCGACGUCGCGCUCGAGUUUUUCCAGAGAAUGCUGGCCGAGGGCCUUGAGCCCGACGACAUCUCGUUCACUGCGUUGCUCGUUGGAUGCGUCCACACCGGCGACUUGAAGAUGGCGAGGGGCAUCUGCCAAGGCAUGAGCCGAGACCACGGUUUGGUCGCGACCAAGCAGCAGUUCGGCUGCAUGGUAGACCUCUUGAGCAAGUCCGGCUACCUCCAAUCGGCGAGGGAUCUGAUGAGAAGCAUGCCUUUCGAGCCAGAUGGUUUCGAGUGGAUCUGCUUGCUUGGAGCGACAGGGGACGUUGGAGUUGACAGAGCUGGAGCUGCCAAAGAGGUGACUAGAUUGGAUCCCAGCAAUGGAGCACCAUAUGUGCUCCUGGCAAACGCAAGACUAGCCACAGCUUGA